UUGUCACUCACUGGACAAUGCAUGCCAGAGAGCUCGGUAGGCUUCACCGUCUUAUAUUAUACUGAAGAAAAAUGUGCUUUUAUCUUUUUUUUUUAAUUACAUAAUUCCAGAAAGAACAAAUGGGGAGGAAAAGCAGAAAAACAGAUUUAAUUUUAACUCCACACUUUUAUGUUUGGAAAGUGACCUUGUGAGACCGGACUGCAGAGAGAAUGUACAGCUCAUAUCAACGGACUAAAGAGUGAAGGCAUCAUUCUCCAGGCCAACUAUAAAUAGUCCAGCAGCCUACGCAUGCUCAUGUUUGAUUGGGAAUUGCAGUGCCUGAAGGCAGUGCUGAGGGGUGUCUGUCAAAGGAGGGAGAGAAACUUGUGAAUGCUCUCAUUAAUCUCUCUGGAAAGCCCAACCAAAGAAUAGUGACAACACAAACUUUUUUUCUUCUGGAGUCUCCGGAGUAUUCCUUUAUCUGGUGAAAAAUGGAUUCACGGAGGACGACACCACGCUCCUCUUUUGGCAAUGGAAGAUCCAACAGCGGGGAUGAUAUCAGUGGGAGUAGCCGGCCGAGUAGCUGCAGCUACCUCUCUAACGUGAGGCCGGAGAACAGGAGCACACUCUGCAGCAUGAUCGCACAGUUAACUGAGGAAACCCAGCCCUCCUUCGAAACAACCCUCAAGUCAAAAGCUGUGUCUGAGAAUUGCAAUAUGAAGUUCUCGUGCGUGGUUACAGGAUACCCUAUUCCUCAAGUCAUUUGGUACAAGGAUGAUGUGCAGUUAGACAGAUACUGUGGACUUCCUAAAUAUGAAAUCUUCCGCAACGGACAAAACUAUUCCCUGCACAUCUACGAUUGCACUGUGGAGGACGCAGCUAUAUACCAGGUCUCAGCCAGCAACAGUAAAGGCAUUGUGUCCUGCUCUGGGGUUCUGGAGGUGGGCGAAAUGAACGAGUUCAAGAUCCACCAGCGCUACUUCGCCAAGCUCAAACAAAAGGCUGAGAUCAGACGCAAGGAAGCGGAAGGUAAAGAAAACCAGGAGCCGCUACGAACCAUCAGUCCUGACCGCACACUGAGGAAGCGCCGCUCCACAAUGGAGGCCUUUCUCAGCACGCCAAGCUCCAUGGAGGAUGAGGGCAUCGAGGAGAGCCUUCAGGCUGUGGCUGUGGACACUGAAGCCAGGUUACAGGAGGCCACUGUGGAAGAGGUGGAGGAAAAACCAGUUCCCAUCACCAAUGGAGCAGUGUCAGCUGUAACUAAUAGACAGACUAUCGGUGAAAGUGGGCACAAGAGCGGGACAUGUAUAUACGACUCUGCCAAGAAGAUUUUUACUGCACACCAACCCAGAACUCCCUUUGUCAAAAAGAAGAUUAAAAUUUCCAACAGUACACCAGAAGAGCGGCCAUCUGAGGGGAGAAGGGCAACAGAUGAGACCUUAACCUCUGUAGCUCUGGCCUGCACAGAGCCAGUUCAGUCUGAGGGGAAUUCAGAAGAGUUUAUGGAAGUAGAGAACGUUGUUAGUUCAUCAGUUGUAGAUUCAGACUCCAGGAACGUGACAGAACGACAUCAGAAAUCAGGAACAGAGGAAGUAUUGCGUGCUGAAAGGCCUUCAAAGGGUGAAAACAUAUGUGUUGAGGAAGCUGUUCCUUCACAGAAAGUACAACUGCCUGCCUCAGUACAUGUUGCUCUUACAUCUACAAGUCAUACUGUUUCAGGAACUGAAGGUAAAAAAGCUGCAAAGCAUGAGAAGAAAGCUGGACGUAAAGAUACUGAACAGAAUUUGGAAAUGCAGAACCAAAGUCCUCACAAGACCUCAACGCAGCGACAGUCAAGUGCUGCAGCAGCGUCCCGACAACACCGAAGCACAGUAAAGGGUAACAUUUCUAAAACGGAACAUGUUGAAGUCAUGGAUGUGGACGAGAAGUCAAAUACUCCCACUGGUGGAUCCUCAGCACACAGAGACAUUGAGUCAGUGAACACACCACGUAAAAGCAGAACCUCUUUACUUCAGCGUCCACGUGAACAGGCUGGAGAUCAGCUGUCUGAGAAGGAAACAAGCCCCACCCGAAAAAAUGUGUCUGUGUUUCGGCCGGCGCUGCUGAACGAGGUUACACAGGCCCAUGCAAAGAUGAACAGGAAUGAUGCACCUGUCAGCCUUGAGCUUCCACCCAACCAGAUGUAUGCGCAACCACCACAAAAGACCGGAUCAGAGAGAGAGACCAUGGCAAAUGACAUCCAGACCCCGUCUUUGCACUGUGGUCUUCAAGUAGCAAUUGACAAAAUGACACAGGACACAUGGGAUCAUUCCAGGGGAUCAAAUGAAAGCCAUAGGGCCCUUUUUACAGACAUACAGAAGUCACCCCUCCAAAGCCCUGGUGGUGGUGAGAACUCCAGAGGGUGUAACGUUUCUUCCAGCGCCCAGCAAAGCCAAAUGAAUACAGCUAUAAAAACUGUUGAAGGGACAGAAAUACAAGUUGAUGAGAAGGUAGAAGGCAACGAGGUAGGUAAGUUAUUAGGGCAGUCUGACAGCGUGGCUCCAAAUGAGAAGAUAGUUGAGAUGGAGACUGAAAGUGCUGCUCUGAUUGAACACAUUGAAAGAGAAAAGACCAAAGAUGCAGCAAAUAAAGACACUGAUGUUAUCAUUGUGGAUGCAUCUAAUAAAGAAACUGAGAAGAAUGAGCACAUAUUAGAUAUGGAGGAGGAAACUAGUUCAGAAACACAGGAUCUACAGUCAUCUAUAUUGCAGCCUGCAAUCCCACUCCCGACAAAAACUUCAGAAAACACAAACAUGUCCGAACUCCAGAUAAAAGAGUUCCAGGAAAUUCCACAACCUGUCACAAAAGUAAUUUCUGUAGCUGAACUUUUGAGAUCACAAGUAAAGGCUCUUGAAUCCACACUGGUAAAUUCAGUGACCGUCUUACCGGUUCAUGCUGGCUUUAUACAAGAUCCAACUCCUACUGUGACAGAAACAUGUGAGGAGCUAAAAGAAGACAACAGCAAACCGACAGUGAAGAAGUCGAUGUCUGACAGGAAAACUGACACGGGUAUUACUCCUCCCAGAAUCAUAAAAGAAACCCUCAUUGAGGUUUUUAAUCAGCUAAAUAAAACUGACCAGGAACAAAUUCAGUCUCAAGGUGCAACUUCACCGCCUGUUCAGGCUUUACAAAACCCAUCUGUAAUCCCUCCCAUCUCUGUCACAGACACUGGCAUCGCUACAGAGAAUGCAGGACUUCAUGGCAGUGUUGAAACAUAUCAUGAAGGUGUCAUGGACAUUUGCCGGGAAACUGGAGCCUCAACUCAGGUUCCUCUGAAAGAUUGCCCUGUUGUGUCCCUUUCUGGGAGUGAACAUGUCAAACAAAAUCUCCCUCCUUCGACCUCUAAGGAUGAACUGACCAAAAUACUUUCAUCUGGAACUGUCCCACGAGAACCUGGGAAUCCACUUCCAGUGACACCUAUAAAGGCCGGCGGUCAAGAGUCAAAUAUUACAGUUUUGGAGCAUUCCAAAUGUGAACCUGUUCAAGGCAAAGAGAUGGGAGGUACACUAAAGUUAACCCCCAAAACUAAACUCAACUUCCAAACUGAAAUGGGGAUUAUUGAAAUGAAUUCCACAACACUAGAUCAAUACAAAAUGGAAGAACACGACGCAAACCCCAGUUCUUUGCAGAGUGUACAAACGUUUCCCACUAAAGGUGUACUUGGAACAGAUACAGAAGAGAAUAAUCUUCACAUUAUUCAGCAGGACAGCUCAGUGGCUGAGGAAUUUUCAAGAACUGACUUUUUAGGCAAUCCAACUCCUGGGGCUAGUCCAUUGUUAAAGAAACGAGACUGUGUUUCUCCCAUUCCUUCUGCUACUCCGCAAGAGCUAGCCUCUGGGGCCCGACGCAAAAUCCUCGUACCCAAGGCCAAACCUGAUGAGGCCUCAGAGGCUACAUCACCGGUUGAUAACCAAACUCAGAAAAAGGAAGUUCCUACAGAGAGCAGCAAGCUUUCCACAAGUCCAGUGACCCUCGCUGUGUCUCCAAGCCUGUCAAGACGGUCACCUCUACUUCAGCCCCCUGUCGAGCAAACCUGUCCUGCAGAAAGGCGUUCUCCGCUCUUGAGCAGAAGGAAGAUGGCAUCUGAUACUCAAGCACCAAGCCAGCCGCCCGCUGAGGAGAUCCACACCCCAAAAACUGAGGGGAAACCUGCAGAGAAGGACAAGCACGAUCCAUUCAAAGCACCUCAAGUUAUUCGUAAGAUCAGGGGUGAAACCUUCGCAGAUGCCUCCGGACACUUGAAACUGUGGUGUCAGUUCUUCAACGUACUUAGUGACUCUACAAUCAAAUGGUACAGAAAUACAGAGGCAAUUGCUCAGAUUAAAAGAAGCGCAGGGGAUGAAACUCAGGUCAAUCUUGCCAUUGUUCAGGCAACAUGCAAAGACUCUGGUGUUUACGGAUGCACAAUCACAAAUGAAUAUGGGACCGACUCAACAGACUGUCUCCUUAGUGCAGAUAUCUUGGCUGGAAUGUCCCUACGUGAGGACCUUGGUGUUGGAGAAGAGAUCGAAAUGACACCCCUGAUAUUCAACAAGGGUGUGGCUGAUUCUGGCAUCUGGGGUAACAAUUUUUUUGGCCGUAUAAUGAUGCAGGAAUCUCAUAUUGGUGAUGGCUGUUCUCAUAAAGUCUGGAGGGCAAAAGUCAUCUAUGGUCUGGAGCCUGUGUUUGAGUCUGGAAACACGUGUAUCAUUAAAGUAUGCAACCCCAUCGCCUAUGGAGGCAAAGCAGAAAGCUGCCUUAUAGAAAGGAACCUGGACGUUGUUAAGCAGAAGUGUAAAAUUCAGAACUUGGCUCGGGAAUACUGCAAAAUCUUCUCCGCAGAGGCAAGAGUGAUUGAAAACUUUGGCCCCUCGCUUGAGGUGAUCCCAGUCUACCUGAUGUACCGACCAGCAAACACUGUCCCUUAUGCCACAGUGGAGGCUGAUCUAUCAGGAGUCUACCAGAAAUACUCUGUCCUUGAUAAUUCAGGCAAAAUAGACAUGACGUCUGGCUCUGAGGCGGAGCAGAAGUGCUGUGCCCUGCAGCACUGGAUCUUUCAGUGGACCAAUGGCAGUCUGCUUCUCACUCGACUAGAAGGUGUUGACACCAAGAUCACCAAUGUUGGGAUUUCAGUUAAAUCGACGGGGCAUCAAGGUCUGUCUGUUGAAGGGAAUCCCAAAGUCUUUGAGCAGUUUGUCUCCCAGCACCAGUGUAACUACUUCUGUGGUCUGCUCAGCCUGAGGUCACUAAAGGUCCUGGACUCUUUAAUGACGCCAUCGAAGCCGAAGGGCUCCCGGAGUCCAUUACUUCAACGCAAAGUGUCUGCUGGCUCCUCCAGCCCUCAGACUGGCCGGAGAGCCGCUGGCAGCCCCAGAUUGCCCAGGAAGACUGAGCAAGAGGGCGGAAACACCCCCACUAAACAAAAAGCUGCUGAUGCUCCCAAACUUGUCAAGAUGGAGUAGAGUAAUCAUCACUCAAUAAGACAUGAAAGAUCACUCAAUAUCAGUGGUAUAGAAUUCCAAUCAAAUUCUAUUGACUUUCUCCACGAUGAAGUCCUAAACCAGAAAUGGUUCACUGUAUCAGCAAAGCAGUGCAGGGAGAAACAAAAGAGGCUGAUGACGCCUCUGUUUCUAAGAGAGGUAAAAAAAACAACUUCAGAGACCAGGAAAGAGAUUAUUAAAUAUUGUUUUGACAGCCACCAUUCCUUGCCAUUAUCACUCAUAGUGGAUCGAUGCCCUUACGUGUUGUACUGAUUAUCUAUUGUUUCCUACGAUCAACCAAGCUUGGGGUUGAAACUACAGGGAAGUGUAAUGAGAAGUAGCUGUCCUUGGUUUGUAUUCUAUCAGUCAAUGUACCAUUGUUGGUCACAGAUUGUGAAUCCCAAUCUCAGGUCAGUGUAUUUGUACUAAAUGAAUUUGCCAGAUAACACUUUUUGAACUGAAGUGGCAUAAUAUGUAGUUUAUUGUAGUAAUCUGAAUGUAGGGCAGUUAUGUCAAUAGUAAAGUCAAGUCAUAACAGAUACACAGUACAGCACAUUUUUAAGGCUGAGUAAACAAACUAUAUUUUUCGGUUAUGUAUCAAGCCAAAUGUAGCGUCACGUGACACUGUUGUAGGGUGGCAAAUGGUGCUGUGCUUUUAUAUUGUAACCUGUCAUGUUUACUUGCUGUUCUACAUUGCACUGCAUUUUUAGAAACUGCACCUUUGAAUGCAACUGGCUGUAAAAUAAAAGAUGUGAUUAUGCCUUG
This is a messenger RNA of Anarrhichthys ocellatus (wolf-eel), 6242 nucleotides long. RefSeq names its product alpha-protein kinase 3-like. Gene Ontology annotation, molecular function: ATP binding; protein serine/threonine kinase activity. Gene Ontology annotation, cellular component: nucleus. Lineage: Eukaryota; Metazoa; Chordata; Actinopteri; Perciformes; Anarhichadidae. Gene Ontology annotation, biological process: protein phosphorylation; cardiac muscle cell development. The coding region runs from base 471 to 5459 and encodes 1662 amino acids. The transcript has 15 exons. The record is from RefSeq and is a predicted model, not a curated record.